This is a messenger RNA of Mya arenaria, 3293 nucleotides long. RefSeq lists its product as uncharacterized. NCBI's taxonomy places the organism in Eukaryota, Metazoa, Mollusca, Bivalvia, Myida, Myidae. Bases 17 to 1714 code for a protein of 565 amino acids. The transcript has 9 exons. The record is from RefSeq and is a predicted model, not a curated record.
UAUGAAGUAACACAAAAUGAAUUCAUUGAAAUGUGUAAUUGUGACAAUUUUGUGUUGUUUGGGAAUAAUUUGUAAAGGUCAGGAAGUUUCCAUUUCACAAGAAAAAACGAAAAGGGACGAGUCUAGAUGCACAUUGGCAGAACCAACGGUAACCUGCACGGAUUAUGACUCAUGCAUUGUUGAAAAUGGUUUGGAAUUUCUUACAAAUGCAGGAGAUCAAGACAAUGGAUUUUGGAUUGGAUAUGCCAAAACAUGGAUUAGUUAUGCUUAUGUUGGAUGUGGCCAAUUGAUUGAUGGAGCCAGUUAUUCUGUUUCAACUCUUGGCGAAUGUAGACGUAAAACGGGAUGCCAAACGUUCGGUAUACAAAGCUCAACAGCGGGUUUGCGAUGUAAAUGUGCCAGUGAUAACUUCAAGCGGAGAAAAUGCGGAGUAAAAUGUGAAGAAGCGGAUCAAUAUCCAUGUGGUGACACAGCCCAUAAGUUUUCAUUUUACACUGUAGAAAAUGUUCCUCCUAGCAAUAAUUCACAAGACAUUCACAGAAACUGCCUACUGUUCUACUAUAAUUACAGACCUGGUUUUAAUUAUUAUUGGGAGUCAUGCACUUUAAAUAGCACCCCGAAACUAUUAUGCAGCAACACAUAUUUUUAUUAUAAUGCGAUGGCGAUGGCGGAAAUACAAAGUUAUGAUCAAAGUAAUGAACUUUGGGCACAGGCUGUUGAAAACUGCGUCGCUGAAGAAAAAUUCCCUGCAUCGAUACAAAGUAUCAAAAAUACGAAUUUUACAAACAAUGACGCACAGAACCAUUGGACUGGAAUAAUUAAAACAGAAUCUAUUAUAUCUUUGAACGAUAUCCUUGAUAAUAGCACCUAUCCACCUUUGAAGUAUGCAUAUGUGAUGCUGAUCAACGAAAAAUAUUACGUCAAGUUUGCUGAGGAAGAUGAAAUGAGAAAGAGCUUGUGCACAGGAGGAUCAACGGCAGGUCUCGCUGCUGGUGUGUCCGUUUCUCUGGUAGUGCUUAUCAUUGUGACGGUCAUAGUGCUGGUGUUCUUUAAAAGAAGGGGACUUCUAACAAAGUGCUACAAACAAAAUGAUGAAAACAGCAACCAUACCAAAGACACAGCCACCGAAAUAGCAUGCAUAUCAACACCGAUAUUUGAAUCUACUACAAACACAAUGGAUGACUUAACAGCCACAAAUCAUUCUUAUUUUGUGCUUGAAAAAACGUUUGAUGAAGAAACCAAUGAGGAUACCGAACACUAUGCAGAGCCAGAUACGACCGAUGUUGACCAUUAUGAUUUGACCGAAAUGUCGCAGAAUGAUACUAAUGAUGAUAACGAAACAGCCCAUGACAAAAACAGCUCAGCCAGGUCUGAUUUGUCCAAGCCAAAUAACACUUAUAACAAAGUCACAUUACAUCGAACUAAUGAGUAUGAUCAUAUUCAUCAAGAUGGAAUGCCGCCAAAGUCGGACAGACAAACUGAAAAUGAAUACGAUAUAUCGAAUAACCUGAUCGACGGCAAAGGCCAUAAUAAUAUCGGAGAUGACAGUGAUACAUAUAACCAUUUGAACAAACAUGAAUUGAAGAGCUCUGACACAGAUAACGUUUAUGGAAAGUCUGAAACAGAUGGCGAUAGUGGAUAUGAUACUUCCAGUGCUCUAACCCUUCGCAGGAACAUGGAUGCUGAUUAUGAUGUGAUCAAAAAGAAAUGGUAGACUUAUGUGUCAAUAUAACAUUUAGGUACAUAAUUUUAUUUUUUAAAGUGAUCAAAUUCCAUGAAAUUUGAAAGAUGCAUAGAGAGUUUGUCAACUAAACCGUGACACAUGUUCCCGAUUAAUCCUAUUCUUGUAAAUUUGCCCUAUCUGUCAGUUUUGUUUACAAAAACACUCAACAAAACAAGCUCAUCCAUCAGUUAAGAAACAUGAUCGUUAUGCAUAUUAAAUAUCAAGGAGAAAGUAUUUUUCACCUCAAUGGCAGCUUCGGGCUGUAAGUUUCUUCAAUGAGUUUUGUUUAUUUUUGCGCACAGCGUUAUGAAAAUCUACGAUAUUACUGUUCGCCUGAAGAGAAACAUGUUCUAAAAGAGAUCGUAUGGAAACACAUUAAUUCACUUCGGAAAUUUAAGCAACUCAAAUCUAGACGUAAAACAUACAUAUUGUGUCUCUUGUACAAAAUGCAUUAUUGUAUGACUACAUCCUAUCUUUCUUGUUAAAUGCCUUCAUCAGUUUCAGUAUAUUUGUCCAAUAGUCUCAGAAAAACCUCUUACGGUUACGGAACUUGAAUUGCAAAUCGCAACACGUCUCUCAAUCGUUCUACCAUCAACAAUCUCUUUGUGAAAUGCGCUUCCGUCAUCCAUGAGAAAAACUACAUCACUGCAAUCAUAACUCUUGUUGUUUAAUAACAAUGCUCACUAUCACCAAGGGUCUGGCGUCAACCACUUUCACCAUGCUUACCUUUGAAUGCACUGCAGCAAUGUUAAUGAACAUCUCCUCCUAAGAAUAUCGUAGAAAGUCCCCUGUGUACAUUUGGAGCAAUAGAAGACACUUAACACUUUUUUACAUGUCCAUUAUAUACUAAGCACAGAAAGGUCUUGUUUGAAAAUAUCAGUCCCCUUAACCCUAUACAACUAUACAACUUAUAUUGUUUGAAGACACAUCUUACACCUCAAUUAUCAAUAAGCAUAUCUUCUACCAAGUAUGAACAUUUAUUCCUAACACCAAACGUUAUACAAACUAAUUUCAACAUCGAACAUACUCAUCGUCUCUGUCUUGCCUAAGCUACUUCUCUUUCCCUUCCAUCUCUCUUUCCGUACUACACAAUGUCAAUUUUUUGUUUAUUUUUAUGCAUUUAGAAAUAGAUGUAAUUUAAACCAUUUUUUUGCAUUUUGAUUACGUCAUCUUCUGUAACAAUUGUCAAUGCCUGUUUAUUCUUAUUAAGUGUGAAUUAUGAAUCAAAUAUGACAACAUGUUAACACCACAUGUCAUUUGUUCUAAUGUUAUACAGAAGACAGACUUAUAAUAAGCAUUUAUGCUUACUUCUCAAUUCUGUAAAUGUAUAGUUUAAUUGCUAGUAGAACUAAUUCUUGAUAUUUCAACUUACAAAUAUUGACUACCAUAAUGACUUACAAAUAUUGACUAAAAAUGACUUACAAAUAUUGACUACCAUAAUUACUUUCAAAUAUUGACUACCAUAAUUACUUACAAACAUUGACUACCAUUAUUACUUUGUGAUUAUUUGUCUACUUGUUAUUAUCUGUGUUUUUGAACUUACAUUAUCAAAAUAAAGACUGGUUUUACC